Messenger RNA from Xiphias gladius (swordfish), 4354 nucleotides. It is a transcript of the gene igsf9ba, whose product is annotated as immunoglobulin superfamily, member 9Ba. NCBI's taxonomy places the organism in Eukaryota, Metazoa, Chordata, Actinopteri, Istiophoriformes, Xiphiidae. Gene Ontology annotation, biological process: cell-cell adhesion. The transcript is spliced from 20 exons. The record is from RefSeq and is a predicted model, not a curated record. The coding region runs from base 42 to 4337 and encodes 1431 amino acids. Gene Ontology annotation, molecular function: protein binding.
CGGGGCACUUUGCGUGGUAAUAGCUGGUCGGCAAUAGUACUAUGAUUUGGUAUGUGGCCACUCUGAUAGCAAGUGUAUUCAGCACCAGAGGAACGGCCGCUCAAGGUGCCCACGGAGUGAGAGAGGAGCCCCGGUUUGUGACGGCACGCGCUGGAGAGAGCGUGAUCCUGGGGUGUGACGUGUCCCCUCCCCUGGACGGCCAGCAGCCCCCCUAUGUGGUGGAGUGGUUCAAGUUUGGAGUGCCUAUUCCCUUCUUCAUCAACUUCCGCUUCUACCCUCCUCAUGUGGAUCCAGAGUACACUGGUAGAGCCUCUCUGCAUGGGAAGGCCUCCCUGCAGAUUGACCCAGUGCGCUCCGAGGACCAGGGCUGGUAUGAGUGCAGGGUCCUGAUGCUGGAGCAACAGUACGACACCUUCCACAACGGCAGCUGGGUGCACCUCACAGUCAAUGCCCCACCUUCAUUUACAGCGACGCCGCCGCAAUAUGUGGAGGCGAAGGAAGGGGGAAGCACCCUGCUCAGCUGCUCUGCCCAGGGAAAUCCAAAACCAAUGAUCAGCUGGCUGAGGGAGGGAGAGGAGCUCGCAACCAACGCAAAAUAUUCAGUACAUGAUGGCAGCCUCACCAUACUUGGCAUCACUAGAGAUGACAGAGGGGCGUACACGUGCCGAGCCUACAGUGACCAGGGAGAGGUGCUCCACACUACCCGUCUGCUGGUUCAAGGACCACCAUUCAUCGUGUCACCACCAGAAAACGUCACUGUAAACAUAUCCCAGAAUGCACUCUUCACCUGCCAAGCGGAGGCGUAUCCUGGCAACCUGACGUACACCUGGUUUUGGGAAGAGGACAACGUCUACUUCAAGAAUGAUCUGAAGCUCAGAGUGCGCAUUCUCAUCGACGGCACCCUUAUCAUCUUCCGGGUCAAGCCGGAGGAUGCUGGGAAAUACACCUGCAGUCCGAGCAACAGCCUCGGCAUCUCGCCCUCAGCAUCGGCCUACCUGACUGUUCAGUACCCUGCCCGAGUGAUCAACAUGCCCCCGGUCAUCUACGUCCCACGGAAACUGCCAGGCAUCAUCCGCUGCCCGGUGGACGCCAACCCACCUGUGACAUCAGUAAAGUGGGAGAAAGACGGCUAUCCUCUCCGAGUGGAGAAGUACCCCGGUUGGAGCCUGAUGCCAGAUGGAAGUAUCCGGGUGGCAGAGGCCACAGAAGACUCCCUGGGCACCUACACCUGUGUGCCUUACAACGCCCUGGGUACCAUGGGCAUGUCCCCCCCUGCCACUUUGGUGCUAAAGGAUCCCCCUUACUUUAAUGUGAGGCCUGGGGGGGAGUACCGUCAGGAGGCUGGGAGAGAGCUAGUAAUCCCCUGUGCUGCCUCUGGAGACCCUGAUAUACCAACCAUCACCUGGAGAAAGGUGGGGAAGCCAAGCAGGAGUAAGCACAACAUCCUACCCAGUGGCAGCUUACAGUUUCUGUCCCUCAGCAAGGAAGACCACGGAGAAUGGGAAUGUGUAGCCACCAAUGUGGUCACAAGCAUCACUGCCAGCACGCGUAUCCUAGUCAUCGGCACCAGCCCACACGCUCCUGGCAAUAUCCAUGUAUUGCCCUCAACAACCUCUGCUAAUGUGUCCUGGGAGCCAGGUUACGAUGGCGGCUUCGAACAGACCUUCUCUGUGUGGUCAAAGAGAAUAGACUUUGGUUCUCACGACUGGCAUUCGAUGCCAGUUUCUGGUGCUCAGACCUGGUUAGUGGUGCCAGGGCUGGAGCCUGGGACAGAGUACCAGUUCAGUGUGUUGGCACAAAACAAACUGGGCACGGGCCCAUUCAGCGAAGUUGUGACAGUCAACACUGCAGGCUCUCCUCUGGGUACCCCAGAACCACUGGUGCUUCUUACUCCACCACGGUGCCUCACAGCCAAUCGCACGCAGCACGGUGUCCUCCUCACAUGGCUCCCUCCAGCCAACCACUCCUCACCCAUCGACCGAUACAUCAUGGAGUUCCGCCUCGGGGAGAGGUGGGAGGUUCUGGAUGACCUGAUCCCAUCCACUGAGACUGAGCUCAUAGCGAGAGACCUUGUUCAGGAGUCCUGGUAUGAGUUUCGAGUGAUGGCUGUCAUGGAUGACCUGAUCAGUGAGAGCAGCAAUGCCGUGGGAGUAUCUAGCACGGAUCCCUUCACUCCUGCGGAGUUGCCUGAUGAGGGGCUGGCGCGGCCUGUGGUGGCGGGUGUCGUGGCAACUAUCUGUUUUCUGGCAGCGGCAGUACUGUUCAGCACUCUAGCAGCUUGCUUUGUCAAUAAGCAACACCGUCGCAAACUCAAGCGUAAACCAGAUCCUCCCUUGUCGGUGACACACUUCAGGAAAAGCAUUGAGUCACCGUUAUCAUCGGGGAAGAUAAGUCCAGAGAGCUCCCCUCCGUCUCGGCCACGCUCUCUUUCUUCAGAGAGUUCCCACGGUCCAGGCCUGUAUGUCAGGAAGCUGCCCAGCCCUCAGAGAGAAAAAGAAAAAGAGCUCUCCUUCUACAAGAAAACCAAGCGUGCCAUAGCCAGCAAGAAAUACAGUGUGUCCAAGCAUGAAGCAGAGGUCACCACACCUAUUGAGCUGAUAAGCCGCGGCCCCGAUGGCCGCUUCGUCAUGGAGAGCAGCCCACCGCCCCGCCGCAUCCAGGGCUUCCCCUUCGCAGAGGAGUCUGACAUGUACCCUGAGUUCCGGCAGUCUGAUGAGGAGAAUGAUUUUGACCCCGGGCCUCUGCCGCCCAUCAUGCCCACGCUGCGGCCACAGCUCUCCCCAACGUCCUCCAGCCUGGAGUCAACGCAGCCCCCCACCUACAGCCCCCGCCUCCACAGGCCCAUGGAAGGUAUGAGUUUUGCAGAGGGCAGUGCACUUCACGCCUCAGGGCAGGCCCCAGCCUCCCGCUACAGGGGCUUUCCCCAGGGCCCAUUCUAUGGGUAUCUAGGCAGCCGCGCUGAAUCAGGGAUCCCACCACCAUUCUACAUGCCUGACAUCAGCCCACGUAGCUCCGCUCUGUCCUCCCCCCCAGGCAACGCCGAGGGGCCAUUUGGUUACCCCUCCAUCCCCGAGGAGAGUGGAGAGAUGGAGCACCAUCAGUACACUGCCUCUGGCCAUUCUCUGUCUCACACACACAGCCCUCCUCCUCGCUCACCUGAAAGCUGGCAGCCUCAUGAGCUACCCUUCCUGGGUCUAGAGGGGCCACGGUUCAUAUACCCACCUCACCAUCCCUUACAUCAUCCCCAGGACCUCCCUGACCCACCCCCAUACCCUCCUCACUCUCUCCCCCCCAGUCGUCUGCACCUUCCCUCCCUAAAGGAUCCAACAAGCCCUGGACUCCUGCAGCUGGAGGUCCCUGUGGCUCCCCCAGGCAGAGACAGGCCCCUGGGGCCUCCGGUUAGGCGUUUAGCUAUGCAACAGGCCCAAAGUCUCGGCCAGCUCAGACACACCGCCCACGGUGUGGGUGUACCAGUGUUGCCUUACCCUGACCCGGCAGCCCGUGCAGGGAGCCCAAGCACAGCCCCCAGCAGUAGUCCUCAGUCCUGGCUCAGCCCAAGGGCGGGGCGCCGGGCAGACCCCAGCCUACCCCCGCUAGUACUCCAGCCCUCCCGCCUCUCUCCACUCUCCCAAAGCCCCCUAAGCACCCAGCCAGGUUCUCCAGAUAUUCUAGUGCGGCCCCCUCCGCGCCCCAGCAUCCUCCGCACCUCUCGGUCUCUGGAGAUGCCUGAGAUAACCCUGCAGCCCUCGGCCACUGUCAGUUUCUCCCGGAGGUCCUCCCUGACCGCCUCUCCCACUCAGAGCCAGGGCACCACGCAACCCAGCCCCAGUUACCACGCCCACAUGUCCUAUGCGUCCACUGCAGCCAGUUACCCCUCCCAGUCCCCCUCUCCCCCCCCGGAGGGCAGGGAUGUUUUCGGGCAGAGGCCAUCCCAGAGAAGGACAGAGGAGGAGAUGCUACCCUCAGAGCCCUCUCAGCUCCAGAUAUCAGCCUCAGGGGAACCUCUAGGUGCGUCUAGUGAUCCUGCCGGGUCUGAGAGCUUACCAGCACUGCUACACCACUGUAUUACUAAAGCCAAGGGAAUGGCUGCCAACAACAACAACAACACAACCUCCGGACGGAGAACAGGCGUGUCUCCCUCUCAGACCCAGCAGCAAUCUCAGACACCCCAAGAGAGAGAGGAUCUCAACUUCCACAGAAAGAGGAAAAGGCAAAACAAGAAGAACCCCUAUCUGUAUCUGACCUCCUUCCUGCACCGCAGGCAGUCUGAGGAGGACCAGACGGGCAUUCUGGCCAGUGCAGACUCUGAGGGCCCAAAUUAUGGGACUCUACGCUGACCCGUGUGCCCACCAAG